This is a messenger RNA of Aspergillus melleus, 801 nucleotides long. RefSeq names its product GPALPP motifs-containing protein 1. NCBI's taxonomy places the organism in Eukaryota, Fungi, Ascomycota, Eurotiomycetes, Eurotiales, Aspergillaceae. Bases 1 to 801 code for a protein of 266 amino acids. The record is from RefSeq and is a predicted model, not a curated record. The transcript has 2 exons.
AUGGACCAGCGCGAAAAACGAAAGCUGGAUGACUCGGCCACUGACGGGCAUAGCACCGCCACUGACAAACGCCCCAGGGUGAUUGGCCCCUCACUACCCCCACCAUCAGACGCCCCGACGGCGCAAGACGACAGCGCCUCCAACUCCGACUCAGAGAGCAGUGAUAACGAUGACUUCGGACCCGGCCUGCCGCCACCAGAAGGUUCGGGCCCUGCGGCAGCCGAAACCAGCAGCUACGGUCCAACCAUCCCCGCGUCGUCGUCAACCGAGCAGCCAGAUGACGCAGGGAAUGCGGCCUCCCGGCGCGACGACUGGAUGCUUCAACCGCCUGACGACUCGAGCUGGGCGACGCGAGUCGACCCGACGAAGCUCCGGAACCGGAAGUUCCAGAGCGGGAAGCCUGGCUCGAGUCGUCCUUCUGCGCCGGGCGGCGGGGUGGAUGCCUCGUGGACGGAAACGCCAGAGCAGAAGAUGAGACGGCUGCAGGACGAGGUGCUGGGUGUUUCGACGGCGCCGGCGGGGUCGGGGCCGAGGAAGGAGGAUGAGGGGGAUUCGAAGAGGUCGAAGGUGAUGUCGGAGAGGGUUGAGAAGUUCAAUGAAGCGCGACGGAAAGAGAAGGCCGCGGAGGGGGCGGCGCGCAAGGAGAAGAAGAAAGAAGAGGACGAUGAUCCUAGUCAACGAGCCUUUGACAAGGAGAAGGAUAUGUCGCUGGGAUCUAAGAUUAGUGCGUCGCAGCGGAGGGAGAUGAUUGAUAAAGCGUCAGAUUUCGGGUCCAGGUUUACGAAGGGGAAGUAUCUUUGA